UAAAAUAAAAAUGAGAAGUGGAGGGUGAUGCACACGAGAGGGGGUGUGUGAAGGGGGUGACAGUCUGUUUGUUCUUUUAUUGUUCACUCGUGGCUUCUCUCUCACAUAGAUCCAUCAAUGGGUUCCCUCGUCGAAUCCGGUUGGCAGUACCUAGUGACACAUUUUAGCGACUUUCAGCUAGCCUGCAUUGGGAGUUUCCUCCUCCACGAAAGCGUCUUCUUCUUAUCUGGCCUCCCUUUCAUUUUUCUCGAAAGACAAGACUUUCUCUCCAAUUACAAAAUUCAGACAAAAAACAACACACCUGCAGCUCAAGGAAAAUGUAUUACUCGCCUCUUGCUUUAUCAUUUCUGUGUCAACUUGCCCCUCAUGAUGGCCUCCUAUCCUGUCUUCACAUCCAUGGGAAUGCGAAGCUCUUUUCCUCUCCCGUCUUGGUAUUAUCAUCAGGAAAGAAGUCUCUGCCCAGAUAUUAUUCUACUUCAUCAUUGAGGAUUUCGUUUUCUAUUGGGGUCAUCGGAUCUUGCAUUCUAAAUGGCUCUACAAGAACGUUCACUGUGUGCAUCAUGUUGGAACUCGUUUUUGACGAAAUGGUUUAAGACCAUUUUUCGGUAUGUUUCGGGACGAAGACGUUCGUCGGAAUAACCGAAUGUUCACUAUGAAGUAGUGUACUCGUAUGUCAAAAUCAGUUGGUUUUGAAUGAGAAAUGGAAGUCCAAAAUGAGUUUGACUAAAUAUUAAAAAUUAGCAAAUGUCAUAUAUUGGAUAUUUGGGUUUGAAUUUAUUAGUUGGAUAUUAUGUCCAUUACUUAUUCAUGACUAUCUUUAUGUUUGUAUAAACAUAAAAUGCAAACCCAAAUUA
Messenger RNA from Raphanus sativus (radish), 854 nucleotides. RefSeq names its product methylsterol monooxygenase 2-2-like. NCBI's taxonomy places the organism in Eukaryota, Viridiplantae, Streptophyta, Magnoliopsida, Brassicales, Brassicaceae. Gene Ontology annotation, molecular function: iron ion binding; C-4 methylsterol oxidase activity. Gene Ontology annotation, biological process: sterol biosynthetic process; 4-alpha-methyl-delta7-sterol oxidation. The coding region runs from base 118 to 486 and encodes 122 amino acids. The record is from RefSeq and is a predicted model, not a curated record. The transcript has 4 exons.